AUGGGCGCGAUCGGCAUCGUGUACGCCCUCGCGGGCAUCGGCGCCGGCGUGGUCCUGCUCUUCGCCUACUCGACCGUGCAGUUCCUCACCUUCCACUUCGUCACGCCCUGGGAGCCGCUCAAGAAAUACAAACGCAUCGCCGGGGAAACCAACACCGCCUUCGCCCUCAUCACAGGCGCCAGCGCGGGUAUCGGCCUCGGCAUCGCCAAGGAACUGGCCCGCCAAGGUUUCGGCGUGGUGAUGCUGGGGCAUUUAGCCGAUGAGCUCUCCGAAGCAGCGGCAGAGGUGCGGAAGUUGCUGCCUCCUACCGGGUCGGCAGCCGGGGAGAACAGAGUGCGCACGCUGGUGAUGGACGCACGCACCGCGACACCCGCCGAUCUCGAAGCCGCCGUGGCCUCGCUGUCCGACGUGCCGCUGACCAUCCUGGUCAACAACGUCGGCGGUAACCCUGUCGCUGUGCCCCCCUUCCGGCCGCUCGCGACAUACUCGUGUGAUGACGUCGACGGUGUGAUUAACCAGAACGCGCGGUUCAUGGCGCGGUUGACGGCGUUGUUGCUUCCUGUGCUUGAGGGGCGUCGUCAUGGUCAACAAGACCAACCUUCAGACAAAAGCCACCGCUCCCUGAUCAUCUCCCUCUCCUCCGCCGCCCACAUCGGCCUCCCCUGGCUAGUCAUGUACAGCGCGACCAAAGCUUUCAACCGCGCGCUCGGCUUCAGUCUAGCGCGGGAACUCCCCACCGUGCAAUCCCCCUCUGCCGUCCCGAUCGACAGCAUCGUGGUAACACCGGGUGAGGUUCUCUCGCAGGGCAACAGCCGGGGCGUUCCCGCGUCGGCGCCGACGGCCGCUGAGUUUGGCCGGGCGAUUGUGCACAAGGCUGAUGGGGCGGUGGCGCGCGGGUGGAUGGAGAUGCGGGCGCAUUGGUGGCAUGAUGUGGAGGAUGUGUUGGUGAGGAUGGCGCCGGAGGGGCCGAGGAGGCAGGGGAUUGUGCAGCAGGUUGGCGCGAAGAGGGUUGCGUGGAAUCGAGUGUAUGAGGAGGAGGCAAAGAGGGAGUAA
Dichotomopilus funicola is the source of this 1053-nucleotide messenger RNA. Its product is annotated as NAD(P)-binding protein. The transcript has a single exon. Gene Ontology annotation, molecular function: oxidoreductase activity. Bases 1 to 1053 code for a protein of 350 amino acids. The record is from RefSeq and is a predicted model, not a curated record. Gene Ontology annotation, cellular component: endoplasmic reticulum. NCBI's taxonomy places the organism in Eukaryota, Fungi, Ascomycota, Sordariomycetes, Sordariales, Chaetomiaceae.